Molecule: messenger RNA, 492 nt
Organism: Cooperia oncophora
Lineage: Eukaryota; Metazoa; Nematoda; Chromadorea; Rhabditida; Trichostrongylidae
Source: the annotation of a GenBank genome assembly
AUGCACGCCGAGCAACGACCGUAUUCUUUUCAGUACGCCACUUGUCUUAUGAUUAUUCUGGCGACUGAGAUUGCUGCUGCAAUCUAUACUGCUAUGCACAGUCAUAUGUUUGAAAACGACUUCCGAGAGAUCCUCAGAGCUUCCUUACGGAUGUAUAAUGGCACUGAUAGUUCUGACAAAAGAAACGUUGACGGUAUGCUCGUGAAAGCGGCGUGGGACAAACUAAUGCAUGAGAAGUUUUGCUGCGGAGUGGAUUCAAAAGAAGGAGAAUUUAAUGAAUCUGGAUGGUUCCGUCUAACGAACGGGCGGCAUAUGUUUCCUCCAGCCUGCUGUCCCCAGGAGACGACUGGGAAAAUGAGGCCGGAUUGCCAACCGUACGCGCGGCACACUGAUGACGACACUACCCUAACUAACAAGCAGAUCACAGUUUUUGGGAGCAAGAUUCGCAGGGUUCCUACGAAGAAUUACGAGUAUAUGGCGCAUAUUGUUUGA